Messenger RNA from Oppia nitens, 864 nucleotides. It is a transcript of the gene c12.1, whose product is annotated as protein CWC15 homolog. Gene Ontology annotation, molecular function: RNA binding. Gene Ontology annotation, biological process: mRNA cis splicing, via spliceosome. The transcript is spliced from 2 exons. Gene Ontology annotation, cellular component: catalytic step 2 spliceosome. The record is from RefSeq and is a predicted model, not a curated record. Bases 139 to 864 code for a protein of 241 amino acids. Lineage: Eukaryota; Metazoa; Arthropoda; Arachnida; Sarcoptiformes; Oppiidae.
UAGUUAGUGCCAUCUAUUGAUACAAAUGUGUGAUUACAUUGAAUGCAAUACACAUUUAGCAAAACAAUAAUAUUUUACAAUAAUUUGUUUGCCAUUUGUUUGUGUCUAUCAAUAAUCCGAUUGAUUUUGUGACCAACGAUGACGACCGCUGCCCGACCGACCUUUGAACCGGCAAAGGGUGGUUCCGGUAGGGGAGAGAAGAGUCUGAGCGCACUCUCCAAACAGUACUCAUCCCGUGAUUUGCCAUCGCAUCUGAAGAUCAAAUAUCGACAAUCAGGUCAGGGAACCAAUGAAGAGCUCAAAGACAAGGACUUCAGACGAGAACUUGAAGAAAGAGAGCGAAAAGCGUUGAAUGAAAAGGACAACAAAAGAGGUCAAUCGUCUUCGUCCGCAUCUAUUAGUGGAUCCAUUGCCAGCACUUCGUCGGCAGCCAUCAGAUCGUCCAGUGCUUCCAUUUCGUCGGCAACUAAGAAGCCACGACUCGAGGCCAUUACAAAUGCCAAUAUAGACGCUGACGAAGUGCUCGACGACUCCGAUGACAGCGAUUCAGACGAAUCGGAAGACGAUACUCAGGAAUUGUUGGCCGAAUUGAAUCGAAUUAAACGGGAAAGAGCUCAGGAAGAAGCAAAACGUGAUUCCGAACGUAAAGUCAAUGAAGAACGGAUCCGAAUGGAGAACAUCUUGAGUGGCAAUCCAUUACUGAAUUCAACGAAAACAGAGUUCAAAGUCAAGCGCCGUUGGGAUGAGGACGUGGUCUUCAAGAACUGUGCCCGAAGUGAACCCGAAGGCAAAGAGAAGCCAUUUAUUAACGACACACUCAGGUCUGAGUUUCACAAGAAGUUUAUGGAAAAGUAUAUCCAUUAA